Prorocentrum cordatum is the source of this 1138-nucleotide messenger RNA. NCBI's taxonomy places the organism in Eukaryota, Dinophyceae, Prorocentrales, Prorocentraceae. The record is from the annotation of a GenBank genome assembly.
GCCGGAGCCACGACUACCUCACGCCGAGGCACCACCUUUCGGUAGCCCAAGCGGCCCUCAACGGCACCCUCAACGCGCAAGCCUGCGGCAUCCCAUGCUACUCCGACGCCCUCCACUGGAUCUCCCAGGCAACCUCGGCGGAGCAAGCCCGUCUCCAGGACGCGGCUAACCGCCAAUGGCGGCAGAGAUUCGCCACCUGGAGCAACGACCUCUGCAAUGACAUGACCAAUGGUGCCCCGACAACUACGACGGCGACGCGCACCAUCAACGCUGGAAGAUAUGCCGCGGACACCGUCUUCACGAAAUCCGACAAGGCCUUCGACUGGACACCCUCCUGGGACCAGUUCCGGGAAGCCAUCCAACGCGCCGAGGGUUGCCCUGGGCUUGACGGCUGGAGCCGUAAGGAGCUCCGCGCUCUGGCCCACUGGUUCCCGGCCAUCGUCCGCGAGCUGUUCGACCUCUGGUCCCUGUCCCAAGCCGUGCCCGAGCUGCCAGACGAUCAGCACGCCAACCGCUCUGGUGCCAGCGCCGCCCACGCCAUAGCCGCCUGGGACGCCAUGGCCCCGGCCACGGUGGUGGCUUGCCUCGCCCCUUGGCAGCCCCUAUCCUCUGGCCACGCCUUCAUGGAGGAUCGCGCGAUUGUCUCCACCUCGCCGGGCGCGCCGGCCACCGACAGUGCAGAUACUCAGAGCUUCGACCGACGAGUGGGUGGGCAAAGCUGGAAGCUGGAGACCUCCAUCGCCGUGCUGGCCCCCAUCCCAGGCAGCAGCCAGGUUCGCCUCAAGCUCGCCUUCGCCUACAUCCGUCCUUUGUGGCUCUGGGCGAGCCCACUGGUCAUCCCGCCGCCCAUCAAGUACGCGAGGACCCUGGCGCGAGCCGAGCACGUGGACGACUACUGGCGCUUCUGGUCGGCAUCCCCUGGUGCUCUGCACGUCCUGCGAGUUAUCGCACGCAUCCGUUGCCUACAAGCAGUGGUUCCUACGCGGCACGACGCGGAAGAAAUCUCCGACAUCGACGUCGAGAUGUGCUCGGCCAAGGCCUAUACGCGCUGGGUGGGUACACCCAGCGACACGGACAAGACGCUUCUCUCGAUAUUUCGCUCUGGUGCCGUCACCAGCGAGACUCGGAGACGAACCGG